CAGCGGCCCGGGCCCGGGCCCCCACUGCGCAGGGCCGACCUCCGGGCGGGGAGGAGGGACCAGACAUAAAAAUGCUCCUGAUCUCAGCGAAAAUCAAACAGACCUGUGGAAGGCGAUAACGGACGGCUCGAACCAGCUCAUAAUAAUAGGUUACGCGUUGUGAUUUACUCCUAGGUUAUUAUUCUAGGGGAUUCACUACAGAUUCACUACAGAUCUAGCUUGCUGACUGCAGGCGACAGGGUCUUUUCCGAGUCGCUGUUGCCCCGGAAUCUUGUGGAGGAGAAAGGCGAACGUUUCUUCACGGCCCGCUUCUUCAAUUAUCGCUGUUAUAUUAUCUUUUUUUUUUAAGGUGUAAAGUCAAACAAUACGGCGGUGGGGAAAUGAUUUGCACGUUAAGCAGAUUCUUUGCAACCCUGGUUGUGCUGCUUGCCUGUAGCAGCAAAGAGGCGGCAGAAGCGUGCAGCUGUUCCCCCGUCCAUCCCCAACAGGCAUUUUGCAAUGCAGACAUCGUCAUCAGGGCGAAGGUGAUCGAGGGUAAAGAGGUGGACUCUGGAAAUGAUAUCUAUGGUCACCCCAUAAAGAGGAUCCAGUAUGACAUCAAACAGAUCAAGAUGUUCAAAGGGCCAGACAGGGACAUUGAGGAGGUCUACACUUCUCCUUCCUCAGCCGUGUGCGGAGUAACCCUGGACAAAAAGGAGUACUUGAUUGCAGGUAAGGGCGAGUCCGACGGGAAAAUGGUCGUGACCCUGUGUGACUUCAUCGUUGCCUGGGAGACCAUGAGCUCCACCCAGAAGAAGAGCCUGAGCCAGCGAUACCAGAUGGGCUGUGAGUGCAAGAUCUCUCAGUGCCGGUCCGUGCCGUGCUCUGUGGGCGGGGUGCAGGAGUGUUUGUGGACGGACUGGGUGCUGGAGAGGCAGGUGAGCGGCCGCCAGGCUCAGCACUAUGCCUGCAUCAAGAGGAACGACGGCUCCUGUGCCUGGUACCGCGGCUUCUCCUCGCCCAAGAAGGAGUUCCUGGACAUCGAGGACCCCUAAGGACCCCGCUGCGGGUGCAUUGCCCCACUGCCCGAACAAAAAAAAAAAAAACCUAAAAUAAAAUAAAAAUAAAUACAUAUUUUUUUAAGGAAUGGAGAAAUAAAUAAAUACAUGAAAGGGUAACCAAAAAAUGCUAUCAAUAACAGAUGGAGUUAAGAGAGUUAGUUAUUAUUAGUGCAGUGAAACGGUAAAAAGAGCAACAGACACCACUUUAGACAGAUUAUGUCACUUCCCCAAGUAGGCUGGUGACAGGAAGUUGUAUUUUGGACAAUCUUGCCCCAAAAAGCACUUAACCCCCUCACCUCCAACACUAACUGGUGCAGAUCAAAUUCACAAAGCAAAACGGAGUCUUUUGCGUCACACAAUCUUGUACGUCUCAUGACAAAACCCAAGGUGUUAAGUGUGCCCCAUCACACACACACACACACGCCCCAUCGCUGCACUGGCCUUUCAUUAAACCAGAGGGAAGAUCGCCCCCUACUGGCCCACCAACAACACUUCCAGCAGCAACUUAGGUUUCCCAGGAGGUCUCCCAUCCAAGUACUGACCAAGCCCACACCUGUUUAGCUUCAGCAGGAGCAGGGUGCAUGAUGGCCUACCGUCUGCUACCCUUUCUCACGUCUCACGAUACCAAUCUGCCCCGUGUCAGUUGAUAAGUCCAGUCUGCUCCGUGUCAGUAGAUAAGUCCAGUCUGCUCCGUGUCAGUAGAUAAGUCCAGUCUGCUCUGUGUCAGUAGAUAAGUCCAGUCUGCUCCUUGUCAGUAGAUAAGUCCAGCCUGCCCUUACAGUUGAUUAGACUAAGCAGGGGACAAUCCACCCCUGGAGCAAUGUGGGGUUAAGGGCCUUGCUCAAGGGCCCAACAGCUGCGUGGAUCUUAUUGUGGCUACACAAUAAGUGUGUGUGUGUGUGUGUGUAAAUAUAUAUAUACUCACACACUCACUCACACACACACACACACGUAUGUGUGUUAAUACCUUAUUUGCCUUAGGACUCGGUGUAAUGUGGAUGAUACAGAUACAGUAUAUAUGUAAGGUAAAAUAACUCCUAAUUGCACAAGCGUGAUUUCUGGCAAAAUGGCGAUCAUUGCUGUGCUUUUAUGGAGGGUUUUUCCAGGUUUUGUCUUAGGAAACCUGGGCCACAUUCAGCCCUGACGAAACGUCGCAAAACGUUUAUCUAAAAAGCAACGGUGGAGCGCUGAACAUCCUGCUGCGGACUGACUGACACAGUGCGGUUUGCUCCUGUGCCGUCUGAGGAGGCGUUCUCCGGUCUUAUGUCAUUACUGAUUCAGGCUACACUCCCGACAACCCCAGCCUUGGGAGCAAACACACCUCGAAGCCUGGUGUGAAACGCUGUACACCAUUCGUAGCAAACCGUUUUCAGAUUGAACAUGACCCAGGUCUAAAGGAGAGGGCUCGCCUAUGCUGGAGUGGAGAAAUGAUGUCACAAUGUGUGCCCUGGAGGCUUUGAUCUGAUUGGGCGCCCCUUUGACGAUGGUCUCCGCCUCCCGGUGGCAUGGUACCUGCUGAUUGGUGGGGCUUAGGUAAAGUGGCGAUUGGCUGGGCUGGCCAGGUUUGGGGUGGUUGCUAGGGGACUGGCUGCUUGACGUCAUGUGACGUAUAUAUAUGAUAAAAUACAAAGAAUCUAAAGAAUAUAUAUCUAUUUUUGUAUAUGUCAAAAUGUAAUGCAUAUGUUUGAAAGUGCUGGUUAUUGCCACAUUCACUGUUGUUGAACUAUGUUCUCCAACUUGUUGUCCCAGAAGUGCAUAAAGUUGGCAAGUAGCAUUAUAUUUCGUAAUAUAUGCUUGUAUAUUUUGACAUAUAUUCAGUAUAUAUUUUUAGAAACCAAGUAAUCUUAAAGAAAUCUUACAGUACCUGCUCUCAAGACAUUUACGGUGUAUGAACCAUGUUUUCUUGCUUUUUGUAUUCAUUCCAUUGCUAGUAUUAAAUAUAUUGAGAAAUGCUGACAUAAUUUAAAACUUGGUUGAUCUGUGUUUUUACUUGUCAUUUUAUAUUAUUAUAAUAAUGAUUAUUUUAAUGUAAUUUUUCUUAGUCUUUUUUAUCUUUCUCUUACUUUUUUUGCAGAAAGUAUAGUGUGAGCCUUGGUGUGCUGGAACCACACAGGGGUCAUGACCAGUAGAUUAUGCAUGUGUUUAAUUCAUAUGUGGACAUUCAGUCAAUGGAUGAAAAUAUACAGUAUUAUCAAAUAAAAAACUUAGAAUUCAUAA
Conger conger (European conger) is the source of this 3257-nucleotide messenger RNA. RefSeq names its product metalloproteinase inhibitor 2-like. The coding region runs from base 381 to 1034 and encodes 217 amino acids. The transcript has 5 exons. Gene Ontology annotation, biological process: negative regulation of endopeptidase activity; negative regulation of membrane protein ectodomain proteolysis. Gene Ontology annotation, cellular component: extracellular matrix. Gene Ontology annotation, molecular function: protease binding; metalloendopeptidase inhibitor activity. The record is from RefSeq and is a predicted model, not a curated record. Lineage: Eukaryota; Metazoa; Chordata; Actinopteri; Anguilliformes; Congridae.